Triticum aestivum (bread wheat) is the source of this 584-nucleotide messenger RNA. RefSeq lists its product as uncharacterized. NCBI's taxonomy places the organism in Eukaryota, Viridiplantae, Streptophyta, Magnoliopsida, Poales, Poaceae. The record is from RefSeq and is a predicted model, not a curated record. Gene Ontology annotation, cellular component: endoplasmic reticulum membrane. Bases 136 to 474 code for a protein of 112 amino acids. The transcript has 2 exons.
GAGGGGCCCCAAAUCGUCACCUUCCUCCGCCCCUUGAAUCCUCUGUGUCGCCCUACCCCGCAGCUCCCGGGACGCCGAGCCGGACGGGAGGAGCCACCGCCCCGCAGCACGCGCACUGGUAGGGCGAGGGGAUCGAUGGCGAAGCUGUACAUGCAGGCUGUGCCCCCGCUGGAUCUGAACAAGAACACCGAGUGGUUCAUGUACCUGGGGGUCUGGACCACCCACAUCUUCAUCCUCUUCGUCUCCUGGCUCCUCAUCCUCUCCAUCUUCGGCUGCACCCCCAGCAUGGCCUGGACGCUCGUCAACCUCGGCCACUUCGCGAUUACAUACCACUUCUUCCACUGGAAGAAGGGAACUCCAUUUGCUGAUGAUCAGGGGAUGUAUAAUAGGUUGACUUGGUGGGAGCAAAUGGACAACGACAAGCAGCUUACUCGCAACAGAAAAUUUCUUGUUGUGGUUCCUGUAGUCCUCUAAGUGUUAUUCUGUUUCAAUUUUAUUAAUACUGCUUUUGGGAGCUUAUUUGGCAAGGAACAACAUGGCAGGAUGUAUGCACAAAGAUUAAUUCUGGCUAGUCAGAAAUACUA